AUGCCUCCUGUCCAACAAGUGUAUGCUCAGCACCAACCUUCCAAUUGGGAAAAGUUUAAAAUGGGUCUUAUGAUGGGUACUGCAGUGGGUGUUUGUACUGGUAUCCUCUUUGGUGGAUUCGCCAUUGUUACCCAGGGACCAGGCCCGAAUGGGUAUAUCAGAACGUUGGGUCAAUAUAUUGCAGGUUCUGCUGCAACCUUUGGCCUUUUCAUGAGUAUCGGCUCAAUUAUCAGAAGCGAAACAGGAGAAAGGGAUUUGACAGCUCAGAAAUACAUGGAAAUGCAGCAGAGGGCAAGAUUUGAGAUCUGGAAAGCCAAAGAAAAGUAUGGGCUAUAUAGAAAGAGCCCAUCGCAAUAA
Molecule: messenger RNA, 357 nt
Organism: Lachancea fermentati
Lineage: Eukaryota; Fungi; Ascomycota; Saccharomycetes; Saccharomycetales; Saccharomycetaceae
Source: the annotation of a GenBank genome assembly